This is a messenger RNA of Carcharodon carcharias (great white shark), 1279 nucleotides long. RefSeq names its product haptoglobin-like. The transcript is spliced from 7 exons. The record is from RefSeq and is a predicted model, not a curated record. The coding region runs from base 1 to 1269 and encodes 422 amino acids. Gene Ontology annotation, biological process: proteolysis. NCBI's taxonomy places the organism in Eukaryota, Metazoa, Chordata, Chondrichthyes, Lamniformes, Lamnidae. Gene Ontology annotation, molecular function: serine-type endopeptidase activity.
AUGGGGACAGUGUCAGUGCAGGUGAUCUUGCUUUGCUUGCUGGUAGCUCCUUCAUUUCAGGAUCAUGAGGUACACUGUGGCGUUCCAGGGAAUAUCACGCAUGGUCACUACGAGUACUUGUCCCACCACGAUGAUGAUACUUACCUUUCCGUUAUCAAGUACACCUGUGAUGCUCCCAUCUAUCACCUACAGGACCCCGAGGAAGCUGUCUACAUCUGCACAGAGCAUAGCAAGUGGAGUAAUGCAAAACUAAAGCACAGACUACCAAAAUGUCAGAAGGUUCAUUGUCCACCACCCACUGAUGUUGCACAUGGUCAUUAUGAAUAUAUAACAACACACGGGACAACUAGCUAUCUCUCUGCAAUCAAAUAUACUUGCGAUGCCAACUACCAUGAGAGAGACUUCAGCGAUGAAGGAGUGUAUAUUUGUACCAUUGAUGGCAAGUGGAGAAACACUGACUUGGAAUACGAACUUCCCACGUGUGAACCUGUGGAGUGCGGCAAACCGCUGGUGAGCCUCGAACCCCUGCAGCGCAUCAUCGGGGGCCGCAUGGUGGUGCACGGCGCCUCCCCCUGGACCGUGCUGAUGAAGAGCGAAGAGGGGGACAUCAUCGACGGGGUGCUGAUCGACCACCGCUGGGUGCUCACCAGCGCCCGGGCCCUACAGCACCACCACCCGCUGGAGGCGGACGUCCUGGCCAAGGUCAAGGUCUACGUCGGGGUGGAGGAUUCCCGGGAGGUGGACCUGCAGCACCAGCACCAGGUGGCUGGGGUCUACUACAACAACACCCGGACCCACGAGGUGGUCCGCUACCACGACGACCUGGCCCUGGUCAAGCUGGCCGGCAACGUCACCUUCUCCAACCGCGUCAUGCCCCUCUGCCUGCCCUCCCGGCCCCUGGCCCAAGCGGGCAAGGUGGGUCAGGUGGCCGGCUGGGGGGUCGGACUGGACCUGGCCCCCGUCCCCCACCUGCUCUACGUCACCCUGGAGGUGGCCGACAGCCAGGAGUGCCGGUCCGAGCUGACCGCCCGGUACCCGGGGCACUUUCUGGCCGACGACCCCGACCAGUUCUGCACCCAGCGCUCGCCGCUGAUGGAGAACGUCUGCCGGGGGGACCGCGGCGCCGCCUUCGCGGUCGAAGAGCACGGCACCCACUACGCCGCCGGCGUGCUGGCCUACGACGAGGCCUGCCGGGGCUACAGCUACGCCGUCUACACCGAAGUCUUCGGCUACCUGGACUGGAUCAAGGAGAUCAUGGAGCAUCACUGAGCCGAGCUGA